ACGGGUCAACAACAUAUAUUUUAGGAACCAAAGCCAAUCUCGCAUCGCAUGGAAUUGCACGUCGCCAUGUUGCAUCAUAAAUUGGUCCCCCAUAACUGGCGGACCCACCUGGUUCCUUUUUUUCUCCUUCCUGAAUCGUCACUCAUAAAAUCAAAAACUUCGUAAGAUUCAAAGCUGAUGGCCACUGCGACGUGGAAAUAUAUUUCCUUCCCCUGUAACGCUGAAAAUAAUUGGGAGGGAGAAGAAUGGCCAGCAGGAAUGCUAGUAAUCCAAACCAUGCCAGCAGUUCCCAGCAUUCAAACCAUGCCAGCAGUUCCCAAAUUGUUAUUUCCUCCGUAACGGAUCCUCAACCCAGAAAAUUGUCCAGGAGACCAAAAUAUAAUAGGUUCACACAACAAGAACUUCCUGGCUGUAGACCUUUUCUGACUCCCCAAUGGAUCAUAACAAUAUUCAUGCUGGUUGGUGUUAUCUUCAUUCCCAUUGGAGUUGGUGCUCUCCUUGCUUCUCGGAGUGUGGUUGAAAUUGUGCAUAGAUAUGAGACUGAAUGCAUUCCAGAGAUACAUCGAAUCAACAAGCUGGCCUAUAUUCAAAAUGAUUCAAUUUCCAAAGAUUGCUCUAAAGUCUUAAAGGUUCAAAAGCAUAUGAAGGCUCCAAUUUAUAUCUAUUACCAGCUGGAUCAUUUUUAUCAAAACCAUCGGCGAUAUGUUAAAAGCAGAAGCAACGAGCAGUUAUUGUAUGGUCUGAGGGACAAUAGUACAAAAAGUAGUUGUGGUCCUGAAACAAAUUCAAAUGGUGUGCCAAUAGUACCCUGUGGCCUCAUAGCUUGGAGCUUAUUUAAUGAUACCUACAAAUUUUCUCUCUUUGAGGACAUUGAACUACAUGUCAACAAGACUAAUAUUGCUUGGAAAAGUGACCGGGAACAUAAAUUUGGGAAAAAAGUUUAUCCCUUCAAUUUUCAGAAUGGAUCUUUAAUUGGUGGGGCCAAGCUAGAUCCAUCAGUACCUUUGAGUGAUCAAGAAGAUCUUAUUGUGUGGAUGCGCAUAUCAGCACUCCCAACCUUCAGAAAAUUGUAUGGAAGAAUUGAGGUGGAUCUUGAAGCUGAUGACUACAUUACAGUAGAGAUUCAAAAUAACUAUAAUACAUAUAGCUUUGGUGGCAAGAAAAGUCUGGUGCUUUCCACAACAAGUUGGCUCGGUGGUAAAAAUGAUACCCUGGGGAAAGCAUAUGUUGUCACUGGGAUACUGUGCAUUUUGUUGGCAGUUGUUUUCUUCCUUUCGCAUAUAAUAAUGCCAAGCCGUUUUGAUCCUAAGAAUAUAUCAGGUCACAAAUAUGAUACCGUUGAUCAGUGAAGUCAACCAACACCAAGAGUCUGAGGCUUCAUUUUGCACAAACCAAAGUGGAAUUACUCUGCACAUAGUAACUGUUGCUUUUCUUUCGGACAUUAUGACUUAGGGCUCUACAAAAUUACAUUUGCCCAUCCAUUACUCACUCUUUCCAGUGUAUUCAAUGGAAAGCUAUCAAUAUGCAACAAUGUCACACUAUCCAGGAAAUGGGAAUAAUCUGCUUUUCAACAAGAACGAAUGUAUGGGAUCAUUCAAACGAUUUCUCUUGUUUCCUCUAUAGUUUGGAUUGUACACACUAUUUUUUGACACCUUUGGUAGAUGUCUCUCUUAAAUAAAUGGAUAUUUAUCUAUUCAUUAUUAACCCUAUAAUGUCUCUGCUGGUAAUUAGGCAUUUUGAAGAUGAUUUUUUUCUUUCGGGAAUGUGAAUUGUGGAAAGUUAACCACCAGAUAUUAUGUCAUGUUUUUAAAACUAUUUUUCUUGCAUGAGCUAGUCUUCUGUUUUCUAAUUAAAUGAAUUGUCAAAUAUGCAGAACUGCAAAUUUUGUUAAGAGAAAAUUAAAAGCUGUGUUUAUUUUUUUGGUAGUGAACAAAGGUCCAGGUCAACUCGGUGAGGGGGAUGGGAUGGGGCCACAAAGAGGUGACCUCGUCCCAUCUAUAAAGAGACUCGAACACCGCACCAAAAUUGCUCAGAUUAUAGUAAACUAUUACUAAACUGCAUGCCUAUACUUGUUCUUUGUAUUCUAAUCAACAGUAUAUUUUGUGUUCUCAAAGAAUUUUGUUGUCCUUAUAAUUAGUAAUUAAAACAGCUCUCAUGGGAUAAAGGAUAUAAUCUUUUAAGUCUAAGAUCUCACCGAACAGCUUAUUCAAUUAAUAUAAAAUUGUAAUCUGUUGAGAUUUUAA
Cryptomeria japonica (Japanese cedar) is the source of this 2243-nucleotide messenger RNA. RefSeq names its product ALA-interacting subunit 3. Gene Ontology annotation, cellular component: plasma membrane; Golgi apparatus; endoplasmic reticulum. The coding region runs from base 246 to 1349 and encodes 367 amino acids. The transcript is spliced from 9 exons. The record is from RefSeq and is a predicted model, not a curated record. Lineage: Eukaryota; Viridiplantae; Streptophyta; Pinopsida; Cupressales; Cupressaceae.